CACAAUCCAGUUUUUGCUGUUUAGCCUUUCUCACUCCUUGUACUUUGUCUCACAGUUUCCCCUGGCUGCAGUGUUGUUCUUUGCUUCCUGGCGAGGUUAUUGUGUAGUAUUGGUUUGACGUGUGCUCUUACUGUGCUACCAUGUCAAUGUGGCUGUGGCAACUGGGGAGUGAAGUGUCCCCUGAAUUUUGGUCUUCGGGGAGUCGAAGACUGGUCCCAUGCUCCUGGGGAUCUCUCAGACCCAAGAGCUCUGGCAGGUGAAAACUCUUUGAACCCCGGCUGUGUUCACGACCAUGGAAAACUUCAUGGCACCGCUGAGCACCGUCAAUGAGCUUGCGCUUCAGCAGAGCAAGGCUAAGCUCCUCCAUGGCAAGCUGAGCGGUCCCUCCCGGCGCAAGCGGGAGUUCAUGCCAGAUGAGAAGAAGGACAACAUGUACUGGGAGAAAAGGCGCAAGAACAACGAGGCGGCCAAGCGCUCACGGGAGAAGAGGCGCCUCAAUGACUUCGCCAUGGAGAGCCAGCUGGCUGCUCUCAGCGAGGAGAAUGCCAUCCUCAGGACAGAGCUGCUGUCCCUGAAGCUGCGCUUUGGGCUCAUCAGCCCAGACACCAGCACCUACCAGGGUGACUCCCUUCAGGACUUCCUGGGGGUUUAUUUCAGAGGGCACAAAGCAGCCUCCCCACUCCUCGAGGCAGAGCCCUUUGCUGGGGAGUCCUGCUUCUUCACAAUGAAGAGCUUUGUGCCGACGGUGCUGGAGCCAGCUGACUUUUCCUGCAAAACCUUUGGCCCAUCCAGAAAUACCCUUGGCUGUGACUCAAAGUCAGCUCCCAUGGACACACGUGGCCUUCAGCAGCCGAAGAGGCUUGAUGCAUCCUUCAGAUCCACAGUUUGCUCUCCGUUUCUCAAUUACUGCUGCCCAGACAAAUACGCUUUCCACUUGCCUUUGUCAGGCAGUGCCUGCUUCUUGUGCCCUUCCCCCAUUCCAGCUGAGGUGAGCAAAGAAAGCAGCACAACUGCCUCAGAUGAAGAUGAUGAGCAACAAGUGCCCAAAACUUCUCCUCUACCCCCAUGCGGCCUGCCCUGCCCUUCAGAAGACCAUUUGAAGGGCCGAAGCUAUGCUGCCCUACCUCACAAGCUCCGGAUUAAGACCAAAGCCCUCAGCAGCCUGGAGGAGAGUGGCCUGGACUCCCACUGA
This is a messenger RNA of Aquila chrysaetos chrysaetos, 1192 nucleotides long. It is a transcript of the gene NFILZ, whose product is annotated as NFIL3 like basic leucine zipper. Lineage: Eukaryota; Metazoa; Chordata; Aves; Accipitriformes; Accipitridae. Gene Ontology annotation, molecular function: DNA binding; DNA-binding transcription factor activity. Gene Ontology annotation, cellular component: nucleus. The transcript is spliced from 2 exons. The record is from RefSeq and is a predicted model, not a curated record. Gene Ontology annotation, biological process: circadian rhythm; DNA-templated transcription; regulation of DNA-templated transcription. Bases 293 to 1192 code for a protein of 299 amino acids.